UCCAUUUUCUAUCUUCUUUGAUAUGGAUAUCAAACUUGAUUUUCAUGGCCAUCACUUGUACUUCCGCAAUCUGAAGAAUAAUGCUUUGAAAAAAUACUGUAAUGCAUGUUUAAAGGAAAUCUCGAAUACAGCCAAUACUUAUGGACUUGACGAGUUUGAGUAUCCGUUCCAUGAAUCAUGCGUGAGAGAAUUGCAACAUCUGCCUCUUGAGAUUAUUCACCCUCUCCACUCGCAGCACCAUCUUCAACUAAUAUUCAAGGAGGACCAGGAAGGUUUCAUUUGUGAUAAAUGUUGGUAUAUUUCUACUUUCUCCAGAUACGAGUGCGAUGAAUGCAAUUUUAAUCUGCAUUUAGCAUGCGCUUCUUCAACUAAUGAUCUAUUACUUGAAGAGAAGUGGCAGAGAUUUAAAGAUGGCAAGAAAAAGGAAAUUCAACAUUACAGCCACCUUCACAAGCUGGCCAUCUUCAAAUAUAGGAAGAUAAGAGCAUAUGACUACGAUUGUAGUUGGUGCGGAAAGUGUCUAUCAGAAGUGUGCUAUGGCUGUCUACUUUGUAAGUUCUUCCUUCAUGAGUUGUGUCGGGAUAAGGUACAGAGACAACUUUAUCAUCCUUUUGAUCCUUCGCACCCUCUUCGCUUGCACUAUAGAACCGGCAGCUAUUGCAAUGCUUGCGGAGGUUUUGUUGAUAAUUUCACACGUGAUGGGACUCUUAACUAUUGCUGCCUAAAAUGCAGCUUUUUCCUUCAUUUUCACUGUGCUAAACUCUUACCCACCCUAAAACAAAAGUGUCACGACCACCCUCUCACUUAUUUCAAAAAAACCAGCUACGGUAGGCAAGAUCUUUUUCGUUGUAAUGUCUGUGAAAAGCUUUGCGAUAAUAAUUUCUUUCGUUGUGUGCAAUGCAACUUCAGCGUCCAUCUUCCUUGUGUUCCAAUACCAUCUUCAAUUGAACAUAGAUAUCACAGGCAUCCACUCAUUCAUAUGGAUUGGGUUGAAGAAGAUGAUUCUGGAGAAUAUUAUUGUGAUGUUUGUGAGACUGAAAGGAAUCCAAUGGAUCAUGUUUAUUGUUGUGAAGAAUGCACAUUUAUUACUCAUGCUGAAUGUGUACUCAAUGAGGUAAUAACUAUUUACAUUACUUUACCUGAUUACUUGCCACGCCUUUCCCCUUUCUCAUGUUUAACAACAUAUAUACGCUUUUGUCUAUUUGAUACAUCUUGA
Messenger RNA from Theobroma cacao (cacao), 1216 nucleotides. The record is from RefSeq and is a predicted model, not a curated record. Lineage: Eukaryota; Viridiplantae; Streptophyta; Magnoliopsida; Malvales; Malvaceae.